Suillus fuscotomentosus is the source of this 713-nucleotide messenger RNA. RefSeq lists its product as uncharacterized. The record is from RefSeq and is a predicted model, not a curated record. Bases 54 to 713 code for a protein of 219 amino acids. The transcript is spliced from 3 exons. Lineage: Eukaryota; Fungi; Basidiomycota; Agaricomycetes; Boletales; Suillaceae.
CUCCUCUGGGCUCGAGAAACAACCCUUAUUAUCGCGCUUUUGUGAAUCGUAUCAUGGCCUUUCAAUUAAUCAAACAUAUAUUCAACUUUUUCUAUCCCAACGAGACAGAGAAUCAAAAUGAUCCAGAUCGGCCGGGUCCGCUGCUGAGUUUUGGGGACCUCAUACCCUGCUAUGACCGUUCAGGAGUUAUUCGAACUCUGCACGGACUUGACAGUCCAGACUUGAACCAAUAUGGUGCGGAGGCAUACCCCGUGAUAGACUACAUCUUGCGAUCGAAGAAGAAGCCAGAUGGUGUGGGUGCAUACAGCAUACCGUUUUGUGGUGACAUCUCAUCUCACGAGUAUGCCAAAAUUGCACGUUGGUUCUCGGAGAAUGUUCCUGGUGCUUCCGGUCAAGUCGAAACAUGGCUUGGUGGCAUGCCUUUGGUGCAUGCUUUCACUCUCGUGGUUGCUCAUCGAAAGGCCAGUGAUUUUGAAAAACGCGUCGAAGCUCGAAACGAAGAAUGGAACGAUAGCAUGCUGUUGAAGAUGGCUUGGGCCGAUCUCAUGAUAAGCUAUCCUACCAAUAGCUUCGUGGCUGAUGUCGACCUCGAGUGUCUGACCGCACUAGAAGCAAGGAUGUUCGAGGAUUCCGAAGAAGCAGGACCUGCAGGCAACCAGCAGUGGGGUUUGGAUGCUGGCCAACAUCACAGGCGAUGGAAUGUGUAUCUCUGA